UUGCAUUGACGUCACGGGUCAGAGGUCAUAGGGGCGGGCCGCCAUGUUGGGUGUCAAGUUCCUCACUCAGUACGCACGUGCAACGCAUUGUCCUUCACGCCUCAAGGACUUCCUCGAUUUGCACCCGCUGGUGAUCGUGCGGCUGUACCUACACAUAUUUUAGCAACAUGGUACACACUUGUGCUGCUGUGGGAUGCCAUAACAGGAAGAAUCCCGGUACUUCUGAGUCUUUCUAUCGAUUUCCGCGGGAAGAACCGAGGAGGGGAAAAUGGAUCGCUGCAGUAAGACGGGUCGACUGGCAGCCAACGGACUCAAGCAGGCUAUGCAGUGCGCACUUCAUCUCUGGAAAGAAGAGUGAAGACCCAGUGUCACCAGACUAUGUGCCAUCUAUUUUCGAUUAUGUGCCUUCCCAUGUCAAAAGGAAAAGGCAUUGUGACCUUGACACAUAUGAACACCGUCAAAAGUUAAAAACUCGGAGAAAGGAGCAACAAAAAGAAACAGAGAGAAGAUACAGUAGUGGGGCUGGUGAAAUCCUGACUGGCAGAAGUGCAGAAAGUACACCACAGCCAUCAGAUCCAGAUAAAACAGAGAGAAGAUGCAGAGGUGGAGCCGGUGAAAUCCUGACUGGCAAUAGUGCAGAAAGUACACCACAGCCAUCAGAUCCAGAUAAAACAGAGAGAAGAUGCAGAGGUGGAGCCGGUGAAAUCCUGACUGGCAAUAGUGCAGAAAGUACACCACAGCCAUCAGAUCCAGAUAAAACAGAGAGAAGAUGCAGAGGUGGAGCCGGUGAAAUCCUGACUGGCAAUAGUGCAGAGAGUACACCACAGCCAUCAGAUCCAGAUAAAACAGAGAGAAGAUGCAGAGGUGGAGCCGGUGAAAACCUGACCCAAAACCCAGUGGAUUAUGAGGCGGAAUAUGACAGAACCAACAAGAUGUAA
This is a messenger RNA of Branchiostoma floridae (Florida lancelet), 938 nucleotides long. RefSeq names its product peroxynitrite isomerase THAP4-like. Gene Ontology annotation, molecular function: sequence-specific DNA binding. Bases 168 to 938 code for a protein of 256 amino acids. The record is from RefSeq and is a predicted model, not a curated record. The transcript is spliced from 3 exons. Lineage: Eukaryota; Metazoa; Chordata; Leptocardii; Amphioxiformes; Branchiostomatidae.